Rhagoletis pomonella (apple maggot) is the source of this 462-nucleotide messenger RNA. Its product is annotated as protein abrupt-like. Gene Ontology annotation, molecular function: protein binding. The record is from RefSeq and is a predicted model, not a curated record. NCBI's taxonomy places the organism in Eukaryota, Metazoa, Arthropoda, Insecta, Diptera, Tephritidae. The transcript has 3 exons. The coding region runs from base 94 to 462 and encodes 122 amino acids.
UCUUCAAUACACUGUUCAACAGGUCGUCAUCGUUUUACCAAAACACAAACCAUAUAGGAAAUAUCAAAGAAGAAAAUUUCAAUACCAGUAGCAAUGGCAACAAAUAGUACACGUCAACUACUUCCGGAUGUAAAUGGCCAUGACCUUCCUCAUUUCAUUAAGAAAGUUCUGAAUAAUAUAUGCGACUUUUACGAUGAACAGGACCUCAUAGAUGUAACAUUUAAGUUGUCAAAUCCGACCACUAUGAUUCCAGCACACCGCUUAAUACUAUCAGCGGCAAGUCCCUAUUUUAAAGAUUUAUUCAAAAGCGACAAGGGCCUAACUCCUCGGGCAUAUUGUUUAGAGCGCGAAACUCAGUGUGUACCACUGUAUACGAAACUGUUGGAAUAUGAAAUAAAUAAUUUCAUGGAGGUGAGUCAUAAUGCUUUACCUCGAUUUCGUACUAUCAUUCCACCAGCUUAA